GUCGGCAUCGUUUAAAGCGAAACUUUGUUUGAAUUGUUUGUUUUACACGAUAAAACCUACUUUACUGUGACGGUCAACACCGGAAAUGCUUGUACAUUUUGCUAGCUUGAUGCCAGUAGAGCUGCUGAAAUUCAGACGGGCUGAGCCACGAGUGUCUUCAUCUUGAAAAUAAUCGAUAAAAAUAGCCGAGUAUUCCAGUUUGGAGGACACCUGGACAUCGUUUGUGCUCGCUGCUUUACGAUGGUGUCCCCUGUUCGCUCCGCUGGAGGUUUUAAUCGGUGAUAAAUUAAAAGGCCGUCACCUCCACAGAUGUGGCCUCUACCUCUUCUGAGACUCCUGUUCAUGAACGGCGAGGACACUUCGACUGGGCGGCUGUGGCUCGGCCUGGAGGGAUGACAGGACAUUAGCAGACAUGGAGACAGGAGAGACACGUAGACGGCUGCACACGUCCGUUAGUCUCAAUUCCGCACAUUAGUUCCACUCAGGACAAGAGAAAAUUCUAUUUUCUUAUUUUUGUAUUCAGAGCUGUUAUUGUUAGAUAUUGUGAAGCCAUAGUGAGCAGCAGGCGUCACGAUGAGCUCCGAGGGCUUUCAGUACCGAGCCAUGUACGACUACAAGAAGGAGCGUGAGGAGGACAUCGACCUGCACGUCGGCGACGUCCUGCUGGUCAGCAAAGGAGCCCUGCUGGCGCUCGGCUGCAGCAGCGGAGCUGAAGAGCGACCGUCUGAGAUCGGCUGGCUGCCGGGUUUCAACGAGACCACACAGGAAAAGGGUGACUUCCCAGGGACGUACGUGGAGUUCAUUGGCAGAAAGAGAAUGUCCCCGCCCACACCGAAGCCCCGCCCACCCAGGCCUCCAUCCGCGGCGUCGGCGAGGACCGACUCCGAGUCAGAGGGCCUCGUGUUGCCUGAGCUGCCGGAGCAGUUCGGACCCCCGGACUCGGCUCCUCCCCUCCUCAGCAGACUGAUGGAGGCCGUGGAGACCAAAGGUCUGGACAGUCCCAGUGUGUAUCGCAGUCUGAGUGGAGGAGGUCUGGACAGCCGGCAGCUGGCUGACACUGACCUGGAGCAGCUGGAGGUGGCGUCCCUGUGUGACGGGGUGGUCCGGUUCCUGCAGGAUCUGCCCGGUCCCGUCCUCCCGUCCUCGCUGCAGGCCGACAUGAUUCGUGUGGUUCAAGAGGUCCGGGACCUGGAGGACUGCGCCCAGCUGCUGCGGGCCGUGGCCAGCUCGCCGACAUGCCCGGCCCAGUACGGCCUGACCCUGCUCAGCGUGGUCCGUCACCUGGCCCGUCUCUGUCUACACGGAUCCAGAAACCAGCUGAGCCCCCGAAACCUGGCGGAGAGUUUCAGCCCGCUGCUGUUCAGACACCCUGCAGGGUCUGAGUCCAGUCUGGAUCCUCUGGUUCAGGUCCUGGAGAUUCUGAUAACCAGCGAACUCAACAUGAAUCAGGCUGCACCAGCGUUGCCUCCGAAACCAGUCAAGUCAUCGACUCCAGCAGCUCCCAGCAGCUUUAACAACAGCAUUUCCCUGCAGGACGCUGAGUGGUACUGGGGGGACAUUUCCAGGGAGGAGGUGAACGAGAAGCUGAGAGACACAGCUGAUGGUACGUUCCUGGUCCGAGACGCCUCCACGAAGAUGCACGGAGAUUACACUCUGACUCUGAGGAAAGGAGGCAACAACAAGCUGAUAAAGAUCUUCCAUCGGGAGGGCAAGUACGGCUUCUCCGACCCUUUGACCUUCAGCUCAGUGGUGGAGCUCAUCAACCACUACCGCCACGAGUCCCUCGCCCAGUACAACCCCAAGCUGGACGUCAAGCUGCUGUACCCGGUCUCCAAACACCAGCAGGAUCAGGUGGUGAAGGAGGACAGCAUCGAGGCUGUGGGAAAGAAGCUCCACGAGUACCACCUGCAGUACCAGGAGAAGAACCGGGAGUACGACAGGCUGUACGAGGAGUACACCAGGACCUCACAGGAGAUCCAGAUGAAGAGGACGGCCAUCGAGGCCUUCAACGAGACCAUAAAGAUCUUCGAGGAGCAAUGCCAGACUCAGGAGCGCUUCAGCAAAGAGUACAUCGAGAAGUUCCGCCGAGAGGGCAACGACAAGGAGAUCCAGAGGAUCAUGGAGAACUACGACAAGCUGAAGUCUCGGAUCAGUGAGAUCGUGGACAGCAAGCGUCACCUGGAGGUGGACCUGAAGAAGCAGGCCGCCGACUACAGAGAGAUCGACAAGAAGAUGAAUAGCAUCAAACCGGACCUGAUCCAGCUCCGCAAGACCAGGGACCAGUACCUGAUGUGGUUGACUCAGAAGGGGGUCCGCCAGAGGAAACUGAACGAGUGGCUCGGCCUGAAGAACGAAACCACAGAGGAUGAGUACAGCAUGGUGGAGGAUGAGGAGGACCUUCCUCACCACGACGAGCGGCUGUGGCGUCUGGGAAACAUCAACCGCACUCAGGCUGAGUCUCUGCUCCGCGGGAAGCGAGACGGGACCUUCCUGGUCCGAGACAGCAGCAAGCCGGGCUGCUACGCCUGCUCAGUGGUCGUGGACGGAGAAGUGAAACACUGCGUCAUCAACAAGACGAGCACCGGCUUCGGGUUCGCCGAGCCCUACAACCUGUACGGCUCUCUGAAGGAGCUGGUGCUUCACUACCAGCACACGUCGCUGGUCCAACACAACGACUCGCUCAACGUCACGCUGGCCUUCCCCGUCUACAGCCAGCAGAGACGGUGACCCGCCCACUUCCUCCUCAUUCAUGCUGUCAUCGUAGACCUGCAGCAGACCCAGUUUACGCCAUCACCCCCGCCCCCCACCAGACGGUUCCGCAUGCCACCUGAUCACAUGACACGUUUAAGGCUCUGUGCGAUAACAUGGCGCAGCAGCAGCAGCACCUGGACCGUCAGGAGUCUGUCCUGACGGUCUGUCCAGGUGCUGCAGGCCACAGUGGAUCCAAAAGCAGUCCAGGACACUGAAGAUGAAGCUCAUUGACGAGUUCAGUGCUUUGUCACAUCCUGUAAUAAUGGUUAACAUUUCAAACAGAUAUUUUACUGUGAAAGUCAUCACAUGGAGCUUCAACUUCCUGUGAGGCUCCACCCGAUAGAAAAGAUUCAGAGACUCCAUUUAAAUUACUGCAGUGAAAAAUAUCGUCCAGUGAUGCCAAACGCAGACAUCAGAGACGACUUGGAUGCCUGAGGUCACGAAACAAAGAGCUUCAAGCUAAAACAUUCAGAUGUUAUGCAUUUCCUGUUUGGUAUCGUUCAGGCUAAUUCACCUCGGCGACACUUGGAACACGAGCUGCAGCUUCAUCAGGAGUUCGCUGCACAGACUGUCAGGUCAGAAGGGCAGCGACACUGAAGACCUGAACCACCAUGAAAGCUUCGGGCUCGUCCCAAACGUGUCCCAUGUGAUCACGUGACCAACGUGUUCGGGGUUUCCGUUUCCUGCCUGUGGAGAAACGCGCUGCUGAGCUGUCGGACGUCACUGGAGGUCAGAGCCGGUCUGAGCUGACGAAUCAGAUCUGGGCCGGACUCUGAGGCUGAUGACGAUGAUGCUGAUUGAGUCAAAGGCUGACAAUCCAGAGAGACUUUUCUUUUGAACACUGUGAGUGACUGAACGAGGUUUAAAAGGAGGGCAAAUCGACUGACCCCCGUUUUCAUCCAAAGACUGGACCCCCUCGCACCACCAGAACCCCAUCAGCGGUGUUUUCCUGUUCCCUCAGGUGGAUGACUCUUAUGUUCUUUGAUUUCAUUAAACAUCCGUCAGCACAAAGUCCAUGAAGAAUUGCUCACUGCAUCAAAACAAAACCGGAUCGACUCAGAAUCUGCCUCGAGACGCUCGUCUUUUCUUUGUUUUGUUUUUGUGCUGACACGAUCAGAUCCAGGAGGACUGGAGGAAGUCUGAUUAUUUCACCCGUUGUCAUGGUAACCACCCGCUAACUUCCUGAACUUUGGACCCUGAUCCGUUUUUUCUCGCUCUUAUUUACUGGUUUUUCAUUCCAACGUUAGUGAACACAAACCAAAAUCUGUAAUGUUGGAUGUUAAGAAGGCAUGAACAGCUGACUGUUUAAGAACUCUGACCAAUAAAACAGUUUGUCUGAA
Messenger RNA from Scatophagus argus, 4091 nucleotides. Its product is annotated as phosphatidylinositol 3-kinase regulatory subunit alpha-like. Gene Ontology annotation, cellular component: phosphatidylinositol 3-kinase complex. The record is from RefSeq and is a predicted model, not a curated record. Gene Ontology annotation, molecular function: 1-phosphatidylinositol-3-kinase regulator activity; protein binding. The transcript is spliced from 17 exons. The coding region runs from base 574 to 2727 and encodes 717 amino acids. Gene Ontology annotation, biological process: phosphatidylinositol phosphate biosynthetic process; insulin receptor signaling pathway. NCBI's taxonomy places the organism in Eukaryota, Metazoa, Chordata, Actinopteri, Scatophagidae.